AUGAGUGUGUCUCCCCCUAAAUCAUAAUCACUUUCAGCUGAUAGAAGAAAAACUACAUUAUUUAUGUACCCUUUCCCCAAACCUCCAAGUGUUUCUCAUUUACCAAUCUUCAAUAUGACAAUUAAUAAAGAAAAUGUUCAACCUCAAAAAUAAAGUUGGAAUAUGUAUUAAUAAUCACAAUAACUAACAACAGUAUCUUAAAAAAAGAAACCUUAAAAAUUUAUAGAAUUAGAGUCUUAGAAGGAUCCAAAAGUAAAAUAUAAAUUUCCAAUCUUUACUGAUAAUCAGCUUGGUAUAAAACUUGAAUAUUAAUAAUUAUUAUAAGAAACAUAUGAUAAUGAUGAUGAUGUUAAUACUAGAGAAAGUGUUAUGCAAUAUUUUAUUGAUGUUUGUAAGUAGGAUUUAGUUUAGGGGAUGAGAGAAAAUAAAACAAUAAAAGAUAAAAAAGGGUAAUACUUAUUAUUAAAUAGGAGAAAUCCAAUAAUUAACUUUGCAGGAUUGCAAAAUAGAUUAAAAGAAUAAUAUACUAAAAUAGAAAUUGAUGCUUAGAUAGUAACUGAUGCUAUGUGA
This is a messenger RNA of Paramecium pentaurelia, 570 nucleotides long. The record is from the annotation of a GenBank genome assembly. Lineage: Eukaryota; Ciliophora; Oligohymenophorea; Peniculida; Parameciidae.